Messenger RNA from Lycium ferocissimum, 633 nucleotides. RefSeq lists its product as uncharacterized. The record is from RefSeq and is a predicted model, not a curated record. The transcript is spliced from 3 exons. The coding region runs from base 1 to 633 and encodes 210 amino acids. NCBI's taxonomy places the organism in Eukaryota, Viridiplantae, Streptophyta, Magnoliopsida, Solanales, Solanaceae.
AUGGAGAAGGAGUUGGAUAUUAGAGUCGAGCUUAGUACAACUUUUUACCCUCAAACUAAUGGACUGUCCGAGUGGACUAUUCAGGUUAGGCCUUGGGGUAUAGAUUUGUUGAGAGAUUCCUUGGAUAAGGUUAAGUUGAUUCAGGAAAGACUUCUCACGGCUCAGAGUAGGAAAAGCAAUUAUGCGGAUCGGAAGGUUCAUGAGUUAGAGUUCAUGGUUAGGGAGCGAGUUUUUUUGAAGGUGUCACCAUUGAAGGGUGUGAUAAGGUUUGGGAAGAAGGACAAGUUUAGCCCGGGGUUUAUUGGCCCAUUUGAGAUUGUUCAGGUUAUUGGUGAGGUGGCCUCUGAGUUAUCUUUACCUCCUGAUUUAUCAAAUGUUCACCUAGUUUUUUAUGUAUCGAUGCAGAAAAAGUACCAUUCAGAUGGUUCUCAUGUGAUUCGGUGGGAUUCGAUGUUGCUUGAUCAGAAUCCAGCCUCUGAGAAGAGGCCCAUAACAAUUUUAGAUAGACAGCAAACUGCUUCAAGAAUCAAAUUCUUGAAGUGCAAAGGAGUAGCCGAUCCUAACAACAAGAAACAAUUUAGACCUGGAUUGACAGAAGAAGAAGCUGAAGAGCAGAAAUUGAAGAUAAACUAA